AUGCAAGAAUUCGACCCUACAUCCAUCUUCAUAGCGACAUUUCCUCAUAUGGCGGAACAGGGUGACCGCACAGAGAAGGAAUUUGAAUGGCACAGUGUUGGAUGCGGUGAUUCUUUGAAUUGUAAAGUGCAAAACGCAUCUCAUCAAGCCAUCGUUACCUACAUCAAUGGCCAGCAGGAUAUUCGGAUACCACAUCUCCAGGUCUUGAAAGAAAUGGAGCCUGUUGGCAUGUCGCAGUGGAUGAACAUGGAAUCCCUCAACGAAUGA
This is a messenger RNA of Aspergillus chevalieri, 267 nucleotides long. RefSeq lists its product as uncharacterized. The transcript has a single exon. The record is from RefSeq and is a predicted model, not a curated record. Bases 1 to 267 code for a protein of 88 amino acids. Lineage: Eukaryota; Fungi; Ascomycota; Eurotiomycetes; Eurotiales; Aspergillaceae.